AUGGAUGGGCUGGCUCCCCCCGUCUUCACAACUCUGUUGUGCUUCGGCUAUGGCCGGAGUGACUUGCUCAACGGCAGGCAACCCGCGACGACGAUGCGUAACUGGAGGCUGGAGGCUGGAGGCUGGCGGCUGGAGCUGGGAUUGAGUGACAAGACAAGAGACGGAGAGCGAGGGACUUAUCCACCCCUCGGUGUCAUGAAGGAGGGGACCUUGUCUCCAGCUGCUAGCGCCAAAGUAGGUCGUCUCCAGCCCGCCGGCGCCUUGACCGCAGCUCCUGAGACGAUUGGUGAGGAUAGCCAAGAGAUCUACCAUCAACAGAAACGACCCCCAAAGAAACACUGUUAUCUUUAGAAUACGGGACAGCCUCAUAGUGGACAUGGCAGAACCAGAGAAACCCCACGAGAGGCGUCUAUCGAGACUCUCAAACACCAGGCCUGGACCUGAAGAAUGCAGCCAGCCGUAACAGAAAAUAAAUCAAUAUUCUAAAAGUAAAGAAAGAUUGGCGGGGUCGCAAAACACCGCUAGACCAGAAGGAAUUGACCAACCAGAGCCUGCCGAUACAAACAGCUUUCCUCCGGUUGACUAACGGUUUCUCGAGGUGACAACUCCAGGACGGGAUUAGUGACAUUACCAGCAUGACAAGUGCAUAAGGUACUGACUGUCUAU
Messenger RNA from Colletotrichum acutatum, 666 nucleotides. RefSeq lists its product as uncharacterized. NCBI's taxonomy places the organism in Eukaryota, Fungi, Ascomycota, Sordariomycetes, Glomerellales, Glomerellaceae. The record is from RefSeq and is a predicted model, not a curated record. The transcript is spliced from 3 exons. Bases 1 to 351 code for a protein of 116 amino acids.